This is a messenger RNA of Drosophila kikkawai, 1008 nucleotides long. It is a transcript of the gene Nelf-E, whose product is annotated as negative elongation factor E. Gene Ontology annotation, cellular component: NELF complex. Gene Ontology annotation, molecular function: RNA binding. Lineage: Eukaryota; Metazoa; Arthropoda; Insecta; Diptera; Drosophilidae. The record is from RefSeq and is a predicted model, not a curated record. Gene Ontology annotation, biological process: negative regulation of transcription elongation by RNA polymerase II.
ACUUUAACUGACCAAAGCCACACUAGCGGCUAACGCGACGAAAAAUAAACAAAAUAAAAGAAAAGUAACAAAUUUAUUCCUAAAACAUAUCCAGAAUGGUUUACAUACACUUCCCUAGCAAUCUAACAGAAGAGGAGCAGAUGCUGCAGGCCAAAUAUCAGAAGCUCAAGAAGAAGAAAAAGGCUCUCCAGGCUCACAAGGCGCCUAAACCAGAGCCGGAGAGCUCCAUGACCCUGAAGCGGCCCACGGAUGCCCGCGAUGCGCGCGAGGUGGCCCGCAAACUGAUCAAGAGCGGCGCCAUUCCCGCCAUCCAGAAGCAGCAGACGAAGCAGGAUCAGACCUCGUUCAAGCGCCCAAAGGGUCAGGAGCGCGCCAAACGCUCCACCUCGGAGACCAGCUCCUAUCAGCCCUUCUCCUCCACGCAGAAUGACGUCGCUCAAGAGACAAUUAUCAGUGAGAUCAUCAAGGAGGAGCCGCGUAGGCCCACUCCAAAUCUGUACCAACACUUUGCCACUGAGCGGGAUCGCGAGGAGCGCGGCCUGCCCGAGAAGGUGCCGAUGGACACGACGCCUCCGCCAGAAAAGCCGCGGGCCGGCAACACUAUCUUUGUGUCCGGUAACAAAGUCACGGAGGAUUUCCUAAAGAAAACAUUCAACGAUUACGGCACAAUAGUGAAUGUAUCCAUGGAAAUCGAAAAGAGUCGCGGCUUCGUUUCCUUCGCCAAGCCCGAGUCCGCAGAUCGCGCCAUUGCGGAAAUGCAUGGAAAGAAUGUGAACGGCAUCAAUUUGCAGGUGCAGCUGGCUAGACGCCAGCCCCAAAUAGAGCCCAUUAACGAUGCCUCCUCAUCUGCAGUCUGGUCUUCUAUCGCUGCCAGCAAAUCGCAGAAGGGCAGUCACAAGGACCAUCGUGAGAUGGUUCUGUACAACGAGGACUUUUUGCUUUAAGCCAGCAAUAUCAUUCAUAACUUUAGUCAUUAUAAGUGAACAAAUAAAAAUCAAUGUUUAAGUA